AUGGUUCUCAACUUUGGCAUCAUCGGUACCAACUGGAUCACCGAGUCCUUCAUCCAAUGUGCCCAAGCAACCAAGCAAUGGAAGCUGGCAGCCGUCUACUCGCGCAGUGAGGAGACCGCUCGCACAUUCGCCGGCAAGUUCGAAGUCAAGACUGUCUACACAUCCAUCGAUUCCCUUAUCCAAGACUCGAACCUCGACGCCGUCUAUGUUGCCUCGCCCAACUCGCUCCACUACUCGCAAGCAAAGACAAUCCUCCAAGCAAAGAAGCAUGUCAUCCUCGAAAAGCCCGCCACCUCGACCCUCGCCGAACUCCAAGACCUCUUCAAGGUCGCAAAGGAAAAUAACGUCUUCUUGAUUGAAGCCUACCGCCACAUUCAAGAAGUAAAUUACAAGCUACUCCGCCGCGUUCUGUUUGAAGAAAAGAAGUUGGGCACUAUCUUCGGAGCCAGCCUCAACUUUUCCAUGUAUAGCUCGCGCUACAAUAACGUUCUCGCUGGCGAGACCCCCAACAUCUUUAGUCUUGACAUGUCAGGCGGCUCUCUCGUCGACAUGGGUGUUUACCCCGUCAUGUUCGCCCUUGCCCUGUUCGGCAAGCCCAAGUCGCAGACCUACGCUCCCUUCAUCUGCCACACCGGCGCCGACGCCGGUGGCUUCAUUGUCCUGCAGUACGAGAAAUUCGGCGUCCAGAUUCAGCAGAGCAAGUGCUUCACCUCCUUCGCCCCCACCGAGAUUUACGGCGAGAACGGCACCAUCAGCCUCAACUCCGUCACCGAUAUUGCAAGCGUAAAGCUUUGGGAUCGCAAGACCAAGCAGACCGAGGAAUUGGCAGAGAAGAAGAUGGACUUGAGUUUGCAAGAGGAGGCUGAAGAGUUUGCGAGAAUCAUCAACGACAAGGAUGUCGAUGCUGCCGCUAAGCUCGAGCAGUUGAGUUAUGACAUUGUGUCUGUGACUUCUGACUUGAGAAGGCAGAAUGGCAUCUUGUACCCUGCGGACAAGGCAUAG
This is a messenger RNA of Aureobasidium vineae, 1002 nucleotides long. The record is from the annotation of a GenBank genome assembly. NCBI's taxonomy places the organism in Eukaryota, Fungi, Ascomycota, Dothideomycetes, Dothideales, Saccotheciaceae.